Striga asiatica is the source of this 2104-nucleotide messenger RNA. The record is from the annotation of a GenBank genome assembly. Lineage: Eukaryota; Viridiplantae; Streptophyta; Magnoliopsida; Lamiales; Orobanchaceae.
AUGAGAAAGCACGGUUGGCAGCUUCCUUACCAUCCACUCCAGGUUGUAGCUGUGGCUGUAUUUCUGGCAUUGGGUUUUGCUUUCUAUGUUUUCUUUGCACCUUUUGUGGGAAAACAAUUGUUCCAGUACAUAGUGAUGGGGAUAUACACUCCACUUCUAAUUUGCGCGUUUGGCCUUUACAUUUGGUGUGCUGGUGCUGACCCUGCCGAUUCUGGAGUCUUUACAUCAAAAAAAUAUCUUAAUAUUCCGGAUAACAAGAAGCCCAGUAAACCCAAUGAGUCGAAAAAUGGUGGAGAGUCAACAUCAACUAUUUGUGAGGAAGCUAAAAAUAAAGGAAAAUUGGAUGUGGAAUCGGGAGCUCGUUUUGCUAAAGAAACUGAACGUAAGGGCAAAUGCUUCCCGGGCAUUCUGGCUUUAUUGCCAUGUGCUUACAUUUGCAACUCACACGAGGAAUCUUCUUGUCAACAGAGUGAAGAUGGGAUGUUCUACUGUAGUUUGUGUGAAGUUGAGGUUUUCAAGUACAGCAAGCAUUGCAGAGUCUGUGACAAGUGUGUUGACCGUUUUGAUCAUCAUUGCAGGUGGCUAAACAAUUGCAUUGGCAAAAGGAACUAUCGAAAGUUUUUUACUCUCAUGGUGUCUGCACUUCUCCUGCUUAUACUUCAAUGGUCAACUGGAAUUCUUGUACUUAUCCUAUGUUUUCUUGAGAAGAAGAAAUUUUCCACCGACAUUAGCUCCAAGUUAGGAAGCAGUUUCACUGUGGUUCCUUUUGUGAUUGUGGUGGCGGUUUGCACCAUAUUAGCCAUGAUUGCAACUCUGCCCCUUGCUCAACUCUUCUUCUUUCACAUCCUCCUGAUAAAAAAGGGUAUAAGCACGUACGAUUACAUAAUAGCUCUAAGGGAGCAAGAGCAAUUAGGUGGUGGAGGCCAACAAAGCCCUCAAAUGUCUCCCGUUAGCUCGAUUACGGGAAUAAGCAGUGCAAGCUCUUUCAACACUUUCCAUCGAGCAGCUUGGUGCACGCCACCUCGACUAUUUGUCGAAGAUCAGUAUGACGUGGUACCUCCUGACAAUGUUUCGGUUAGCUCACUCGGUAAAAAGACAAUAAUACCCGACGAACAAAUCAAGAGAAAGAAUAAUCCCGGGCCUGUAAAGAUCAGCCCAUGGACAUUGGCCCGAUUAAAUGCGAACGAAGUGUCAAAAGCAGCUGCUGAGGCUAGAAAAAAGUCCAAGAUCCUCAGGCCCAUAUCUCGGCCCAAUUCAACUUUUGUCCAUGAAACUGAUAACAACAGCAGCUUUGGCAGCAGCAGCAGCAGCCGCAUGAUGGGCCCGAGGCCUGAUAGCGGUCGAAAAAGGGGAAGUAAGCGAAUCCGACUCCCAGCUGAGGUGCCCAUUGACCCUCUAUCUAGACUUCGAGGACUGGGCCCGUUACAUUUGGAAGGCCCGAGUGAUUAUCGGACCCGAGGCCCGGUUAGCGCUGCCAUCAGUGCCUCUUCGCCGGAGAGUAGUAGUAUGGAUUCUCCUGACAUUCAACCAUUUCGGGCUUCCUCUUCGGGCCCAGAAGAGAGGACGAGGUUUGUGAGUCGUCUUGCUAGUAGUGCUGAUGUGGCAAAUCAGGUGGAUAUUCUUCCUUUGUCGAGAUCGACGAGCGAUGGAUAUGAUGCGUCUGGUGGUGAGGAUAGUGACCGAGUUUCUACGAGAGCAAUGCAUGAGAAAAAUUGGGAUCUUUGAGAUUUUUUUCUUUUUUUUUUGUUUUCCAUUUGUUGGCCAAUGUUGGGCUAUAGCUAGAUCUAAUCUGCCGAUUUCUGGGAGUUUGGUGCAAUUUGUGGUGAAGGUGCUGAAAAAGAUGUAAAUUUUGUGUCCCUGGUGAAACUUUUGUGCCUGAUGGAGGGGAAAGGAAAAGCUGUUUUUGAGGUUAGCUAAACUUUUGGUGAUUUGUGACAAUUUACUCUUUUCCUGUAAAUUUAUGACCAUUCAUGCAUACUGUGGCAUAUAGAUUCUUGUUUGUUCUUUGUCAACAAUUCUUGUUAUUGCCUAGGAUUUUCUAUUUUGUUACCUAGUAAUUUUCUGAUGAAAAAAGAUGGCAUAGCAUUUCUCUUAGCAGUAAAUA